Messenger RNA from Punctularia strigosozonata HHB-11173 SS5, 684 nucleotides. Its product is annotated as ribulose-5-phosphate 3-epimerase. Gene Ontology annotation, biological process: pentose-phosphate shunt; carbohydrate metabolic process; pentose-phosphate shunt, non-oxidative branch. The coding region runs from base 1 to 684 and encodes 227 amino acids. NCBI's taxonomy places the organism in Eukaryota, Fungi, Basidiomycota, Agaricomycetes, Corticiales, Punctulariaceae. Gene Ontology annotation, molecular function: D-ribulose-phosphate 3-epimerase activity; metal ion binding. The record is from RefSeq and is a predicted model, not a curated record. The transcript is spliced from 7 exons. Gene Ontology annotation, cellular component: cytosol.
AUGCCUCGCGCAAUCAUAUCUCCUUCUGUAUUGGCAUCUGACUUUGGUCAACUGACUGCUGAAUGCAAAAGGAUGAUCAAAGGAGGUGCCGAAUGGUUACACAUGGAUGUCAUGGACGGGCACUUUGUGCCCAACAUCACAAUGGGCGCCCCCAUUCUGACGUGCGUGAAAAAGGGAAUACCAGAUAUCUUCAUGGAUUGCCAUAUGAUGGUUGCCCAGCCCGAGAAGUGGGUGGACGAUAUAGCGGCAGCGGGCGGUGCUCUGUAUUGCUUCCACCUCGAAGCGACGUCUGACCCCUUGGCGCUCAUCAACUCCAUCCACGCAAAGGGUAUGAAGGCAGGCGUGGCUAUCUCCCCUGACACACCUUCGACGGCGAUCUUAGAUGACGUCGGAAAGGCGGCCGAUAUGCUACUCGUCAUGACGGUGUAUCCUGGGCGAGGGGGUCAGAAGUUCCUCGAGCGCUGCGUCCCAAAGGUCGCAGAGCUACGCGCCCGGUUCCCUGAUAAGGAUAUCGAAGUCGACGGUGGUGUGGGACCGAAGACGAUUGGCGUUUGUGCGGAUGCAGGAAGCAAUGUCAUCGUAGCUGGUACCGCGAUUUUCGGCGCAGAGAACCCUGAAGAUGUUAUCACUACACUUAAGGACGCUGUUAAUACUGCGCAAGCGCGGAUUGCCAACAAGCAGUAG